GCAUUUCCGGUGGCCAUCCCCGCGGCGCUGACACCUCCGAAGUGCGGCUGUCCCAGGGUCUUCUUGCCGUCAUGAAGGACGUACCUGGCUUUCUGCAGCAGAGCCAGAGCUCCGGGCCCGGCCAGGCCGCCGUGUGGCACCGUCUGGAGGAGCUCUACACGAAGAAGUUGUGGCAUCAACUGACACUUCAGGUGCUUGAUUUUGUGCAGGACCCAUGCUUUGCCCAAGGAGAUGGCCUCAUUAAGAAUGAAAGACAUCCUGUAAUUACUCUGCAUGUUUUGGUUCCACAGCUUUAUGAAAACUUCAUCAGUGAAUUUGAACACAGGGUGAAUCCUUUGUCCCUGGUAGAAAUCAUUCUUCAUGUAGUUAGACAGAUGACUGAUCCCAACGUGGCUCUUACUUUUCUGGAAAAGACUCGUGAAAAGGUGAAAAGCAGUGAUGAGGCAGUGAUCCUGUGUAAAACCGCAAUCGGAGCUCUGAAAUUAAACAUCGGGGACCUACAGGUUACAAAGGAGACAAUUGAAGACGUUGAAGAGAUGCUCAACAACCUCCCUGGCGUGACAUCAGUUCACAGUCGUUUCUACGAUCUCUCUAGUAAAUACUAUCAAACAAUCGGAAACCACGCAUCCUACUACAAAGAUGCUCUGCGGUUUCUAGGCUGUGUCGACAUCAAGGAUCUUCCAGUGUCUGAGCAGCAGGAGAGAGCUUUCACGCUGGGACUAGCAGGACUUCUUGGCGAGGGAGUUUUUAACUUUGGAGAACUCCUCAUGCACCCCGUGCUGGAAUCACUGAGGAACACCGACCGCCAGUGGCUGAUUGACACCCUUUAUGCCUUUAACAGUGGCAACGUAGAGAGAUUCCAGACCCUGAAGACCUCCUGGGGCCAGCAGCCUGACUUGGCAGCCAACGAAGCCCAGCUUCUGAGGAAAAUUCAGCUGUUGUGCCUCAUGGAGAUGACUUUCACACGACCUGCCAAUCACAGACAACUCACUUUUGAAGAAAUUGCCAAAAGUGCUAAAAUCACCGUGAACGAGGUGGAGUUGCUGGUGAUGAAGGCGCUCUCAGUGGGGCUGGUGAAAGGCAGUAUUGAUGAAGUGGAUAAGCGGGUUCACAUGACCUGGGUGCAGCCCCGCGUGUUGGAUUUGCAACAGAUCGCGGGCAUGAAGGACCGCCUGGAGUUCUGGUGCACCGACGUCAGGAGCAUGGAGAUGCUGGUGGAGCACCAGGCCCACGACAUCCUCACCUAGCGCCCCCACCUGGCCCGUGUGUGGCAGCUGAGGCCAUCUGCAUUUAAUGGGGGUGGGGGGUGGGGUUGUGUUUGUGGAACGGGAACUGUUCUUCCUGCUGUGAGAACAGGACUGUCACCGAUGGGGUGCGCGGCCACAGAUAGAAGCCUCCUUUGUGGAGGUCUCCUGUAGCCCGCAGUGGGGAGGGGUCACCAGUCUCUGGUGACCAGGCAGGCGCGAGCGUGCACGUGCCCCGAGGAGCGAGAAGGCGCCACCCUGAGUGCGUGGGGACACCACUCAGAAGUUCGUCUCCAUCCCAUCCACCUGUGUGAAUAUCUCUGGUGUCGUUUGAGAAUGUUCCUGUAAUAAACGCACUUGUUUUGUCCUUUU
Lynx canadensis (Canada lynx) is the source of this 1616-nucleotide messenger RNA. RefSeq names its product proteasome 26S subunit, non-ATPase 13 (gene PSMD13). The record is from RefSeq and is a predicted model, not a curated record. Gene Ontology annotation, molecular function: structural molecule activity. NCBI's taxonomy places the organism in Eukaryota, Metazoa, Chordata, Mammalia, Carnivora, Felidae. Bases 72 to 1247 code for a protein of 391 amino acids. The transcript has 13 exons. Gene Ontology annotation, biological process: ubiquitin-dependent protein catabolic process. Gene Ontology annotation, cellular component: cytosol; nucleus; proteasome regulatory particle, lid subcomplex.